AUGUUGGAUAGAUACAUGGAUAGACCAAAUUUAGAAUUUAAAAAAGGCAGAUACCCCAUGUUGGAACAAAUGUGUUAUGCUGAGUUCUUGUCAAGCUAUUCUAUGAAAAUAAAACCUAAACCAGAAGAUGAAAAUGACAGUCAAGAAGAAGAAGCAGAAUUGUUAAGUGAAAACUCGGGUACUUACACAGAGAAAUUAUUGGAAAACGGUGAAAACAACGAUGUUACUGAUGAGAUUAGUAAUAUAAACAACCAUGACACUGACGAAAUUCGAAGAAGUGCAGGUUGUGGAAAGUCCCAUUUAAUAACAACAAUUUCUAACAUUCUAAAUAAAGCACUUUCCUAUCGUGCAGGAAACUUAGAAAAGGAUAAAAUUCUCAUUUUAGCACCAACCGGUGUUGCUGCCAUUAAUAUAGAGGGAAAUACAAUACAUUCAGCCUUAGGUAUACCAGCGGAUAGAAGUUUCACUAAAAACAUUUCUAAGUUAAGUGAUAAAAAGAAAUGUAUGCUGCGAAACAAGCUUUCAGAACUAAGCGUUAUUGUAAUAGAUGAAAUCUCAAUGGUUUCAAACAAGCUACUUUUACAUAUUCAUCAACGGCUAACCGAAAUAUUUGGAUGCGCAGAUGACAUUCCAUUUGCAGGAAUAUCUGUUAUAGCAUGUGGCGAUUUCUACCAACUUCCACCAAUUCAAGCAAGGCCAGUUUACGCAGAAUACAAAGAUGCAUUAUUAAAUCUUUCACAUUGCUUGAAGCAUUUUAAGAUUACUGAACUAACGGAAGUUAUGAGACAGCGUGAUGAUCAACAUUUGAUUGAAUUAUUAAACAAUAUCAGAGUAGAAAAAUUAGACAGGCGACACGAAGAUUUACUAAAAUCUAAAUUUAUUUCACCAAAUUACCCACAUUACCCCAAAAAUGCAAUUCAUAUAUUUGCUGAAAAUCAACCCGCCUCUGAGCAUAACAAAAAAAUGCUUAAUAGCAUAACAUCGGACGAAAUAAAUAUCGAAGCUAUUGACAAAAUUCCAGAAAAUAUACCCGUGCAAUUAGUCCAAAAUCUUAAUUCUCGACCUCAAAUGGAAACAGGUGGACUUGCGCGAAACCUUCUGUUAAAGCUUCAUGCAUAA
Hydractinia symbiolongicarpus is the source of this 1119-nucleotide messenger RNA. RefSeq lists its product as uncharacterized. Gene Ontology annotation, biological process: telomere maintenance; DNA repair. NCBI's taxonomy places the organism in Eukaryota, Metazoa, Cnidaria, Hydrozoa, Anthoathecata, Hydractiniidae. The coding region runs from base 1 to 1119 and encodes 372 amino acids. Gene Ontology annotation, molecular function: DNA helicase activity. The record is from RefSeq and is a predicted model, not a curated record. The transcript is spliced from 4 exons.